AACUCACUCUUGCAUGGUUUGUACCACUUCUUGAAAAACAGUUCAACCUACUUUUCAACUUCGAUAGUUUCAUUAUUGAAUUUGAAACUAUCUUCAGUAAUUCAGAUAAAGUUAGAACAGCAGCGAACAAGAUUCAAAAGCUCACUCAAGAGUUCAAGCCAGCUUUAAAUGAUUUUUUGUCACAAGA
Messenger RNA from Racocetra persica, 187 nucleotides. NCBI's taxonomy places the organism in Eukaryota, Fungi, Glomeromycota, Glomeromycetes, Diversisporales, Gigasporaceae. The record is from the annotation of a GenBank genome assembly.